AUGAACAAUAGGCUCAAGUCGUUGAUACAGAGCCGACAGAACCAGAAAGAGUUGAAUUCCGGACAAAAUCACAACUCGUUUGGCGGCGGUUCUGGUCCAGUGGCUCAACAACAGCCGCCGCCCCAACUGUCCGCACCCCCGCCCCCAUUGUCAUCAUUUCCAGGCCAAACGUUUAUUGUAGUCCAACAACAGUCCAGUAAUGGCAACAACACGUCGUUGAGUCCCCAUUACGGACAGACAUCUGUGCCGCAGCCAAACCCAGACACUGGUCAACAACCGCAGCAGCAGUUCCUUCACAUGAAUUGGUCACAACCAGCUCAGGAGCACAUGGAUACCGAUAGCCCGUACCACAAGAAUACGAAUGGGAUUAUCAAGUACUCAUUACACGACACUAACCAUACCGUCAAUCAUACGCUCUCGAGGCAGAGUCCACGACCCAACUCGCGGUCAUCGCCCGGUCGGGCCAGUCGUUCGCCGGCCAGUAGUGUGAAGAGCGAGCCAAUGGUGACGACGACAAUACCGGUCAACGGUAUGCAAUCCCAUCACCCAAACGACCAAACCAUAGAGACGGAGCCUUUUUUAGUGAAUACGACCACAACUAUGCACCCCUUCAACAACAACAACAACCACUCAGAUUUGACAACAUCUAUGAAUACAUCUACAGGUAUUAUCAGUUCAUAUAACAUGAGCCCCACCUCGCAGUCACAGUCACCUGCUUUCUACCCCUCAUCCCUCUACAUGCCUUCCAUAGGCCUACUCGACCCGAGCAGUCCUACUGUGAUAAUGAGUGUCUCCGGCGCUGGUCUCGACGCCACUAAGAAGUCAGUGGCCGAUGAACAACAGUCGCAGACAUCGGUCGGUCACAUGAUGUCAGGCAUAGAUUGUGGUCGUAUUGCGGAUCCGUUAGACCCGUCCCAUCAGACGGGACUCACGCUUAUGGACUUAACGUCGAUGACGUCGUUCAUCAAGAGUGACCCCAUGUGUGACCCGACCUCCAGCUCAUCGCCAUUCGACUCACAACACCACCAUAUGAUGACAUCGUUGUCGGGCCCGACAGCGACGACAGUGUUGCCGCCGGUGUCCACCUUUUUGUUGCCCAACUUUCGGGACCAGAACUGGUGGGCCGACAGACACAUCGAUCGGCUGAAGAUGAAUACGAAAGACCCGAACGAUUGCGAGUGUUAUGCGCCCGACGAACGUGAGUAUAACGGCUCCACCAGUCCUUCACACGCGACUACUUUGCCAGCAUCCCUGUCCAACUGA
Molecule: messenger RNA, 1263 nt
Organism: Oppiella nova
Lineage: Eukaryota; Metazoa; Arthropoda; Arachnida; Sarcoptiformes; Oppiidae
Source: the annotation of a GenBank genome assembly